Molecule: messenger RNA, 2165 nt
Organism: Plectropomus leopardus (leopard coralgrouper)
Lineage: Eukaryota; Metazoa; Chordata; Actinopteri; Perciformes; Serranidae
Gene: ctso
Product: cathepsin O
Biological process (GO): proteolysis
Molecular function (GO): cysteine-type peptidase activity
Source: RefSeq, a predicted model, not a curated record
GUGACUUUUGAAUUUACUUCCCUCUUCAAUCAAAAUGAAUAUUUUUAACCGAGAUUUCUUUGCCAAAUGAGGGGCGGACAUCCGUGUUUAAUUGUUCUCGCGGCCGUUUCCACAGCCGUGUGUCCUCUGAGUUGUCAAAAUGUGAGCUCGGCUGAGACCCGGACGAAGUUAAAUGGCUCCGCGGCGGAUUUCGACUCGUUCAGGAAACAGUUUCACCGCAAGUUUGAAGUCGAAAGCGAGGAGUUUAACCGCCGCCUCCUCUAUUUUCAGAAUGCUACAAAGCGACACGCACACCUGAGCUCAUUCUCCACAGACCCACAGUCUGCCAAGUAUGGCAUCAACCGGUUCUCCGACCUCUCACAGAAGGAAUUCAGAGAUCUCUACCUGCGAGCGAGCGCUGACAGAGCUCCUGUCUUCUCUGGACUGAAGACAGAGGGGCUCCCAGCCAGAUUUGACUGGAGGGACAAAGCAGUGGUGGCACCGGUCCAGAGCCAAGAGGCGUGCGGGAGUUGUUGGGCGUUUAGUGUGGUCGGAGCCACGCAGUCCGUCCAUGCUAUAGGAGGCUCACAGCUGGAGCGGCUCAGUGUGCAGCAGGUUCUGGACUGCUCCUACCAAAACGCAGGCUGCAGUGGAGGCUCUGUAUCCAGGACCCUGAAAUGGUUAAAGCAAACCAGAAUGAAAUUGGUUCCUCACUCAGAGUAUCCCUACAAGGCCAAGACGGGAAUCUGCCAUUUUUUCUCUCAGUCACAUGGCGGUGUUUCUGUGAAGAAUUUUACUGCACAUGAUUUCAGUGGUCAAGAGGAGGCGAUGAUGGGUCAGCUGGUGGAGCGCGGCCCCUUGGCUGCUGUCGUGGAUGCUGUCAGCUGGCAGGAUUACCUGGGUGGAAUCAUCCAGCACCACUGCUCCAGCCAAUGGUCAAACCACGCUGUCCUGGUUGUUGGAUACAACACUAUUGGGGAUGUACCAUACUGGAUUGUGCAGAACUCCUGGGGAACCUCGUGGGGCGAUGAGGGUUAUGUUUAUAUAAAAAUUGGUGGAAACGUUUGUGGUAUUGCAGAUUCUGUGGCGGCAGUUAUCCUUUAACAAGAUUGUGUUCAUCGCAACCAAAACUAAAUCAGUUUACUUUAAGUGUCACUUUAAAUAAUGUUUUUUUAUUGAAAUGUCACCAUGUUACAUCACCAAAACAAAAUAAAUCACUUUAUAUGCUGAUAAGUCUUGGAUCAUACCUGAGCAAUCAACAUGCACAACACUGCAAAAAUAAAACAAGAAUACAUGCACUGUACAAAAAAAACUUAUCUUAGCAAAUACAUAAGGUAGAUACAUGUUUUGGGUGAUAUGGCCCUUACAUUUAUGUAUACAGAGAUCAACCACUGCAUAAAUACACAACAAAAUUGAUGUAAUACCAUAGAGCAUACUAUACAAAACACAUUAUUACACAACUACAUUAUUAACAUUAUGUACAGAUAUAUUGUGCUGUGCAAAUUGUUACUACUGUCGCUACUUUAGAUGUUGACAUUGAUUGUUGAUAAAGAGGUUUAUUGUCAUUUAUAUAUACACCUUUAUAUAUCCUCUAGUCUGAAAUGGUUCCCUCUUGGACUGCUUCCUCAUGCUGACAUUAAAGAUAACGCGUUAGUAAAAAAAAACCCAUCGGCGCCACCGGUUUGAUCACUGCUUAUUGAUCCAUUUGCUUUCAGGUCAGUCGCAGUGAAUUUACAUAAUUGUAUUGAGAAAACAUCUAAGCAAAUUUUAUCAAGGAGCCAUCUGCUGUACUUUGUGGCCGGUCAAGAUUAGAAAUGAGGGUAAAAUAGUCUAAUUUGGCCAUUUGAAUUAUUCAGGGUCACAAGUCUCUGGUGUGUGAACCUCGGCGCUGCAGCCUUAUGUAACUAAUGAACCGGCAAUUUGCUGUUCUUUUCUUUGUUAACAUAAUUGUGGGAUAUCUGGUCUGCUUUUAGUGUCCCAGUGAGAUGAAAAGAGAUAUUUGUCACCUUGCGUGACAUUAAAAUGAACACAAUAUGUUAUUAUAAUAAUAUUACCAUCAUGGUAUCAAAUGUUUCUCCCUAAUGGAUAUUCUGGUGGUUUAGAUAGUCAAACGGGUCAAAUGACCCCUCCAUGUGCUGCGUUUCACUCAAUCUUUUUUUAACUAGAAAAAAACUCACCAAAUUAAA